Molecule: messenger RNA, 4528 nt
Organism: Triticum urartu
Lineage: Eukaryota; Viridiplantae; Streptophyta; Magnoliopsida; Poales; Poaceae
Product: Pentatricopeptide repeat (PPR) superfamily protein
Molecular function (GO): protein binding
Source: RefSeq, a predicted model, not a curated record
UCCGGUCCUCUUCUCCACGAGCGGCCGUGCCCGUGCCAGCCAGCGACCCCUUCACCGGCCAUAACCCCUAAACCCCAGCCAACGGCAACCCCGCCCGCCAUGGUCGAAACGGUCGCCUUCCCGCUCCCGCUCCGGGCGCCCGCGCCGCCGCCUCCCACCUCCAAGACCUUCCGCCACCAACCCCCCGUGCUCUCCCCCCUCCCCCUCUUCUCCCCCCCCCCCCCCCCCCCCCCCCCCCCCCCCCCCCCCCCCCCCCCCCCCCGCACGCCGCGCCUCGGCCGCCCGCACGACCCUAAUCACCAGGGCGGCCGAGGCAGCGGGCAGCCAUGGAACCUGCCGCCCUCCCUCUCCCUCCCCGCGCGGCGCGCGCUCCUCUCCCUCCUGUCCGACCCGGACUCCGCGCGCGACAUUCUCUCCGCGCUCCCAACCUCCGAGCUCGCCUCCGUGCUCAACGCCCUCGCUUCCCGCGGCCGACCCGGCGUCGCGCUCGCUGCUCUCCACGCUGCGCGGGACCUCCACGGCCUGCACGUCCUCCAACAUCCCCGCGUGCUCCCCGCAGCCGUCCGCGUCCUCGCGCGCGCCGGCCGCCUCGCCGACGCCUCCGCGCUCCUCAACGCUGCGCCGGAACCCGACGCCAGCGCUUACACGGCUCUCGUGUCAGCGUUCUCCCGGGCCAGCCGGUUCCGGGACGCGGUCGCCGUGUUCCGCCGUAUGGUGGCUAACGGCAUUCAGCCCGCCAUCGUCACCUACAAUGUCGUGCUCCAUGUGUACUCCAAGAUUGCCGUUCCGUGGAAGGAUGUGCUGGCACUCGUGGACUCCAUGAAGAACGACGGGAUUCCGCUGGACAGGUAUACAUAUAACACGCUCAUUAGCUGUUGCCGGCGUGGUGCACUCUAUAAGGAGGCAGCGAAAGUGUUCGACGAAAUGAGGGCUGCUGGGUUCGAACCUGACAAGGUCACAUUCAAUUCGCUGCUUGAUGUGUAUGGCAAGGCACGGAUGCAUGAUGAGGCAAUUGGGGUGCUCAAGGAGAUGGAGCUUGGGGGCUGUCCACCCAGUGUGGUAACCUACAACUCGCUAAUUUCGUCCUAUGUAAAGGAUGGGUUGUUGAAAGAGGCAGCAGAGCUCAAAGAGGAGAUGGAGCUUAAGGGAAUUCAGCCGGAUGUCAUUACAUACACGACGCUGAUUUCUGGUCUUGACAGGGCUGGCAAAAUUGAUGCAGCAAUCGGGACGUGUGAUGAAAUGUUGAGGAAUGGAUGUAAGCCAAACUUGUGCACGUACAAUGCAUUGAUCAAGCUGCAUGGGGUGAGGGGAAAGUUCCCAGAGAUGAUGGUUGUCUUCGACGAUCUCAGGUCUGCUGGAUUUGUGCCAGAUGUUGUGACCUGGAACACACUCUUGGCGGUAUUUGGUCAAAAUGGUUUAGAUUCCGAGGUGUCUGGGGUAUUCAAGGAGAUGAAGAAAUCUGGUUAUGUUCCUGAGCGGGACACAUAUGUUUCACUCAUUAGUUCAUAUAGUCGGUGUGGCUUGUUUGACCAAUCAAUGGAGAUAUACAAGAGGAUGAUUGAAGCCGGUAUAUAUCCUGACAUAUCAACAUAUAACGCUGUUCUAUCUGCACUAGCUCGUGGUGGGCGUUGGGAGCAGGCAGAAAAGUUGUUUGCUGAGAUGGAGAAUCUGGAUUGUAGGCCAGAUGAGCUUAGUUACUCUUCACUGCUUCAUGCAUAUGCUAAUGCAAAAAAGCUGGACAAAAUGAAAGCUUUGUCAGAAGAUAUAUAUGCAGAGAAGAUAGAGUCACACCACGGGCUGGUGAAAACAUUGGUAUUGGUCAACAGCAAAGUUAAUAACUUAUCCGAAACAGAGAAGGCGUUCCUGGAACUUAGGAAGAGGCGGUGCUCUCUGGAUAUUAACGUCCUAAAUGCAAUGAUUUCCGUAUAUGGGAAAAAUAGGAUGGUUAAGAAAGUGGAGGAGAUUCUUUCACUCAUGAAGGGAAGUUCUAUCAACCUCAGCACCGCAACAUACAAUAGCUUGAUGCAUAUGUAUUCUCGAUUAGGUGAUUGUGAAAAGUGCGAAAAUAUCCUCACUGAGAUCAAGUCAAGUGGUGCACGUCCGGAUCGAUAUUCUUAUAACACAAUGAUCUAUGCAUAUGGAAGAAAAGGGCAGAUGAAAGAAGCCUCAAGAUUGUUUUCUGAGAUGAAAUCUUCAGGCCUGGUACCAGAUAUUGUAACAUACAAUAUCUUUGUUAAGAGUUAUGUGGCCAACUCAAUGUUUGAAGAGGCUAUUGAUUUAGUACGUUAUAUGGUUACUCAUGGUUGCAAGCCCAAUGAGAGAACUUACAAUUCAAUACUGCAGGAGUACUGUAGGCAUGAUAAGAUAGCAGAUGCCAAAUCAUUCCUUAGCAACCUUCCUCAGCUUCAUCCUGGAAUAUCCAAACAAGAACAACAAAGACUGCUAGAACUGUUGGCUAGGCACACUUCAAGAGAUAGAGGUUGAACAUCAAACCUUGUUUGUAUUUGUGAUACGACAAGUAGACAUGACUGUUUUCUUAGUUAUCCUUGGCAAACAUGGACUUCAUAGUGGAUAUGUACAUAUUACAUUUCUCUAAAGAAAUAUUGAGAGAAACCAGUAAGAUGCAUUUAGUUUUCUCUGCUUAAUUAAUUUGCUGAAAACUCAUGUUUGUACAUCCUCCAACCACAUACGAUCUGCUGGUAGUUUUCCUAACCAGUACAUACACAGAUUCAUCUGUUUCCUAAUCCGGUGAGGUCAUACUAAUUAUUUUAAUGUAUGUAGUCAAGGUAAAGAGGUUCAUAUGAUAUAUUUCUGAAUGGAAGAAAUAUCUGUCAUUUUCAUUUGUGUGGUUGCAUUGUAUGCACUAUCACCUAAGUUACUAAGCUCCCUUGAUUUUGAGGCUCCUGGUGCAUCGUGGUAUUUAGAGUCAGUUGUGGGCUCGGUUUUGAGGCUGUGUUUUGGUCGUUAGCUGUAUAUGGGCCUACUCGGUGGUGAGUCGUGGCGGUUCGUGUGAGCCUUUUGCCCUAUGUGUCAGGUGCGUGUGUCUGCUCUCUCGCUGCUUUAUUGGUUUUGUGUGCGGUGGCGGCUGGGCGGGUGUGUUCUUUGUCGGUUCACAGAGGUUCACAGAGAGGGCAGCGCUGUUCUCUGUGUUCGCUGGUUCUGCUGCUGGGGGCUUCGUCUUUCGCAUCGGUCUUAACUGGUCUUCUAGGUGGGUAGGGGUGUUGACAGCGGCGGCUGGUUACGGGGCUUCAUCGAGCUAUUCGUGUUCCUCCGCUGCAUCUGAGGCUUUGAUUUUGUUCCUCUCCAUUUUUGUUUCCUUAUGUCUUGAUUGUUGCGUUGAUUGUGUAAUGCUGUAUCCGUGCUGUCCUUGGUCGGGGGCGUGCUUCUUUGUUUCUGGUGACUUGGUCCCAUGAUGAAUAUUCCCGAUGGGAUUUGUUACAGACUAUCUUGAAUGUAGUAGCCUUGUGGUAUUUCAAGCUUUAAUUACAUGCUUAAGUUACCAAACUGCUUGAUGUGCAUUCAUAUUUUGUAUAUUACGUAUUUGUUUAGCCUACAAGAAAGUACCUGGUACUUAACAAACAGAUGCUAGAAUAUGUAGGGUCCAGAAAAGGUUAACUGUUUUUCAGUCUUUAAAUGAAUGGAAAACAAGUCAUGAACAAAUAGCAAGAUGUUGUUGUACUGCCGUAUCAAGUGCAUCUGGAGCCCAUAGAAGGUGGAGCUUCAAGAAGACCAGAAAGCAAUCUCAGUGUAGCAUUUGGAGUACCAACUAAUCUCAGUGUAGCAUCUGACAGGAGAAUAAUGGAUGUAUUAGCCUAUGGCUGUUCUUUUGUGUAACAAACGUGUUGUGCAGUGUAGUGCUUGAUAAAUUUUGCCUCAAGCGACAAGACUUAAAUUAGUUAUGUGUUCUGCAGGAACUAUCCAUGUAUAAGUGAGGAUUUUCCUCAAGUUAUGUGUCAUGAUUAGGUUAUCCAAGUAUUUGAUUACCAAAUAGGCUUGGCUGUUUUCAUAUUUUUCUAAUUUUUGAAUGGGAUGUAGAAUUUUCAUUCUCAUUCUAUCAUAUUUCUAAUUGGAAGAUGGAUGGUUUCUACAUAAUUCGAAGGUUGUUUAUUUGCAAGUUAAGAAAGAUGGGCUAAUAAUGUUUGAGGUAAGGUAGGAUAGAUGUGGCUGUAGUUCUGCAUUUAUCUACAAGGUAAGAAACAUGAGGAAAUCAAUUAAACUUGGGAUUAUGGCUCAUCUUCUGUAAGAAUUCAAAUGGGAAAAACAUGUUUCUCAUAGUGAUGUUUACCCCUUCUAAAUGCAGGUGAUUCCACUUAUUCAACAGAAGUAGAAGUAGAGUAAUUAAUUUGCCCUAUACACCAAUUUUUUUAUGCAGAGAUAUAUUUUAUCUUGCCCCUUCUCUGAACUAAUAUAUUGUUGGUAUAAAAAAACUGAUUGGUAAGUGACAUGGAUGAGGCAGAAUUGGUUCUUUUCGGAUAAUUGGGUUACAGUAUUUCUUGAGCCAGGCACAGUUCCAGAGCAGUUACCUAUC